Solanum lycopersicum (tomato) is the source of this 663-nucleotide messenger RNA. RefSeq lists its product as uncharacterized. NCBI's taxonomy places the organism in Eukaryota, Viridiplantae, Streptophyta, Magnoliopsida, Solanales, Solanaceae. The record is from RefSeq and is a predicted model, not a curated record.
AAAAUACCAAUCCACCCCAUGUAAAAUUGAUUGAAGAAAAAUAAAACAUAACAAUCUUUUUAUUCCCCAUUUUGUUCAAACAAUGAAUAUGCUCAAAACUUGUGGAGAAAAUUACCAUCAAUUAGUACCAUCAUUUAUAAGUUCCAAAUAUCAAAAUGCAAAUGCUAAUUAUGUUGUAGAACCAUUAAAAUUUGCUUAUAGAAAAAAGCAAAUGCAAAGCUUAGUAGUGAAAGCAAAUAAUGGUGAAAGGCGUACCUUUUUGACACUAGAAGAAGCUGGCCUUGUUGAAGUGUCCGGCCUCAGCACUCAUGAACGUUUUCUAUGUCGAUUGACGAUUUCAUCUCUCAAUUUAUUAAAAGUGAUAGGAGAACAAGAAGGUUGUUCAAUUGAAGAGUUAAAUGCUGGGAAAAUAUGUGAUUGGUUCUUGAAAGAUAAGCUUAAAAGAGAACAAAAUUUGGAUUCUGCUGUACUUCAAUGGGAUGAAUCUGAUUUCCAACUAUAAUUCUCCCUCUAUUGAAAGUAAUUAUUUAAAAAUAUAAAAAUGAACAAAACACUAAUUCUUUUCCCUUAAUAAUACUCCUUGCUUCCUUUUUUAUGUAGUAACGCUUAUUUAUUUUCAAUGUCUGAAUCUUAUAUGCUAUGUUUGAAUUAAGUUGUGGACAA